Sphaeroforma arctica JP610 is the source of this 261-nucleotide messenger RNA. RefSeq lists its product as hypothetical. Bases 1 to 261 code for a protein of 86 amino acids. The record is from RefSeq and is a predicted model, not a curated record. NCBI's taxonomy places the organism in Eukaryota, Ichthyosporea, Ichthyophonida. The transcript has a single exon.
AUGAAGAACUGGUUGUGCAGGGAGUUCGAAGUAGUGGAUGACUCCUCGUACGCGUGGUUGAAUCUAGUCUACGAGAUGUUGCGGGUGUACAAUGCCACGCGAAACUCAGUCUCAGAGGUUUGCCCGUGCUUGCACAUGACGGGCAGAAACUUCAACGGUCAGAAGUGGUUGGAGCUGCGGGACAGGGUACUGUCGCUGUUGGAAUCUGAGAAGGGCACUAGGUCUCAGCUGAAGCAGCAAAGUCGCGCCAACAUCAAGUGA